AUGGCUCAAUUUGUCGUCCCUGGUACCGUUACCCCAGGAUAUCCAACUGAUCCAAGCGUUAUAGCUUACGCCUUGGCACAACAAGAUGCUCUCAAUCUUGCAAAACAGAUCAGCAAGGAAUUCACUACCAAAUUGACUUUAACCAACAAAACCACCCAAUUCAACCCUCGGGUUUACAAGAACCUAUUGGCAACAGCGGUUGACUUUCACCCCAUGAGCGGUUUCAUUGAAGCUGCCCUAGAUGCUCCUCACUGUGACACACCUGAAGAACUCUGGAAAUACACUAAGGACAAGGCUGUCCAGUUGCUAUGUGUCCCAGACGGCUACCAACCUUUGUACAAUUUUUUCUUUCAGAGGUCUUUUAUCUCAGCUAUUGGACAGAGGUUUAAUUACCAAAACUAUUUCCACUUGGUCAGAACAACAAAUGGGAAAACUACAGCUAUUUCACUUCCAGCUCUUUCAUUUGCUCAACUUUUUCCCAAUUCCGAUGAUUCCCGAAAAGUUCAUACAGAAGUUUUCUUUAGUUCAAUUGAACAGUACCACUCUUGGGAACCUCGCCCCGAACCUCUUAUAGCAGUCCUCCAUGAUUAUCGUACAAUUUUCAAAUCUUACUUCUCCGCUUUUGAUUUUGACCCUAACGACCCAGCUGAUUCUGAUAAACCAGAGGUUAAGAAAUCUAUUGAGGCAUUCAAAAAUUCCCAUAUGAUCCGUUUUAAUACUUGUUUCUAUACUAGUUUUCCACCUACAAUUUAUGUCAAGUACUUCUCAAAGAUUCAGAAUCCCUUAAUUGAACCAGCGUUCAGGGAUCUACUGGAUGAAAUGCGUAACAUCCCGAUCACCACAAUUAAUCACCUUGAUCUUCUCAUUGAAAAGUGGGCUAAAUGUUCCACAGCAACCAGAGAUACUGAAUUCACUCAAAAUAAUGGCUUAUCCACGCCUAUGGUCAAUCUGGCUGUUCUUGCAAAGGCUGAAGUUAAGCAAAGUAUGUUCUCCUCUCCUGCCGCCGACAAAGCUGCCAGAGGCAUAAACCCCUCAUUCCGUACUACAUCCAAUAACAAGGCUGGUAAUAAAUUUGCUCCAACACCAGCUCCUUCAGUUCCUCUCACAGACAAAUCUCAAGUUAAUGCUGCCUUUGCUACCCAACCUAACAAAGCCAAGAAGUUCUCACGACAGUACAACGGUACUUACCCCCACUGUGAUUGGUGUGGUUACCACCAUGCAGCUAACCAAUGUGCAUUCAAUAGCGAUGGUACACCGAAUGCACGCAACCAUGACCAAUCAUUUCCUAGAAGGGGAUCUAAGGCUGCUCAAGAAUUGAUUAGAAGAUCUCGUUACUCCGGUGUGACACAUUCAGUCGUCAACUCAAACAUUAAUCUUACAGAUAUAGUUUCAAAUAAAAUACCUUUCCGCACUGCUAGCGGUGACCUUGCAUAUGUUGAUGGCCAUGGAUUUCUUGAUCUCAAAAUUGGUGACAAUAACCUCCGUCUUAAGACACUCUACUCACGUGACCCUAAUUAUUCCAACUUAAUUUCUGUCCGACAACUUAAUGACUCUGGUUAUUCUGUUCUGUUUGCUCCUAAAUCCACACUAAUUUUCCCACCAACUCAAACCAAGAUUCUUACAGCCUACUGCUAUCGCUUAGAAGGGUCAUUGGCUUUGCGGAACGACACCUCUCCACACACAAUAAGAUCUGCCGAUUUUUCAAAGAUUAAAGAUUACCUCACCAUAAACAAGAACUUAUCUGUACACAAUGUACUUGGGCACCUUUCCGCCAAACGUCUACGGCAACUAGGAAUUUCCAUCUCACCAAAAAUAGAAGACGAAAUCAAACACUGCACGAUUUGCAAGGCUUUAAACUAUAAAACAGUUUCAUAUAGAAAGCCAGCAACACACAUAGCCAAGAAUCCACUUGACACAAUUCACCUUGACUCUGCUGGGCCCUACACCAUCAACAAUAAAAAGUACUGGGUUACUGUCAUACUCGAUCAUUCAACUAAGUUUCUUCAUACAUUCACCUCCAUCAAUAAAAAGGACAUCACUGAACGCACCUGGGCGUACCUAUCUAACGAACAACACCGACUCGGUCAGAUCAUUAAAGUUAUUCGCACCGACCGCGGUACUGAGUUCUCAAAACUUACCCAAUGUUGA
This is a messenger RNA of Magnusiomyces paraingens, 2148 nucleotides long. RefSeq lists its product as uncharacterized. Gene Ontology annotation, molecular function: nucleic acid binding. Bases 1 to 2148 code for a protein of 715 amino acids. The transcript has 2 exons. Gene Ontology annotation, biological process: DNA integration. NCBI's taxonomy places the organism in Eukaryota, Fungi, Ascomycota, Dipodascomycetes, Dipodascales, Dipodascaceae. The record is from RefSeq and is a predicted model, not a curated record.